AUGAAGAGUCUACGAAGGGAUUUUUCUUCCAAUCCGAAUGCUGCUAAUGUCGCUAGCAAAGUAUUCGUGAGGUCCACGAAAGGUGGAAAGGUGCAAAAGAUUGUUCGGGAGCUUUAUCUGCGACAAGACAUUCCUUGUUCUUCGCAGAUUUGCUCGAUAUGCCCUACAGUCGCCCCGGCUGAUGCCACUGGCACCGUUGCGCCAUUCGUCCUCUCCGAUCGUCCCGCCGGCACCAAAGCUUUCCCCCGUGGCCACUACAUUGUUCCCGACACAAAUGCGUUGCUCAAUGGAAUGGAUCUUUUUGAGCACACAGGUGCCUUCUAUGAUGUGAUCAUUCUUCAGACUGUUCUCGAAGAGCUUAGAAAUCAAUCUCUGCCGCUCUACAAUCGUCUACUCUCCCUCAUCAAGACCGAUGAAAAACGCUUUUACCUUUUCUUUAACGAGUUCCGACUCGAGACUCAUGUACGGAGAGGUCCUGAGGAAUCAGUCAAUGACCGUAAUGAUCGGGCUGUGCGAACAGUGGCAAGCUGGUACGGCAAGCAUCUACAGGCCUCCGCCAAGAAAGCGAAGACAAUUCCUACCAUUGUAGUCAUCACAGAUGACAAAGAGAACCUGCGCAAGUCAAAGGAAGAGAAUGUCACGGCUUUGUCGUUGUCCGACUACGUGUCUGGCUUGGAAGAGUCAGAUAAGUUGCUGGAUAUGAUUAGCGAAGCUCAAGCACGCGAUACAAAGGGUGGAGCUCGGGGAGAGCUAUUCUACCCCGAAUACUACACAGAAUCAAAAUGUAACACUGGAUUACGCGCGGGAACUCUUCACAAGGGAAUCUUCAAUGUCUCGCCUUACAACUACCUGGAAGGUUCAGUCAAGGUUGGGGCUUUCGAUAGGCCACUCCUCAUCCUGGGCCGUGACAAUGGUAAUCGUGCGAUUUCUGGGGAUACUGUUGUCAUUGAAAUUUUGCCAAAAGACCAAUGGAAAUCUCCCUCCACGAAAAUCGUUGAUGAGGAGGCGGUGACCGGAAAUGACAACCCGGACUCUGAGGAAUCAGAAGCCAUUAUUACUGAUAGGGAGCGCAACCUUCUGCAGGAAGCGGUCAAAAAAGCCCAUGGUAAAAGCUCAGAGGGCCCGCAGCCAACCGCUAAGGUUGUGAGUGUCUUCAAACGCAACUGGCGUCAAUACGUCGGACAUGUAGACUCGAACUCGGCCGGUGCUCAGGCUGCAUCGGGCCGACGUCAACAGGCCGUUUUCCUGUUGCCAAUGGAUAAGAAAAUCCCCAAAAUCAGAAUUCGCACCAGACAAGCUAGCGAUCUUGUAGGCCAACGCAUUCUUGUCACCAUCGAUUCUUGGGAACGUGAUUCUCGGUACCCCACCGGCCACUUCAUUCGGUCCCUCGGAGAACUGGAGACCAAGGGCGCAGAGACGGAAGCUCUUCUGUUGGAGUAUGAUGUGCAAUACAAGCCAUUCCCAAAGUCUGUUUUGAAUUGUCUGCCCUCAGAGGGCCACGGUUGGAAGGUUCCUGUUUCGAAGGAAGAUAAGGGCUGGAACGGCCGCAAGGACCUUCGUGAUCUGCUCAUUUGCAGUAUCGACCCUCCAGGCUGCCAGGAUAUUGACGAUGCUCUACAUGCGCGUCCCUUGCCCAAUGGUAACUUCGAAGUGGGUGUUCACAUUGCCGAUGUGUCGCACUUUGUGAAGCCGAAUAACGCCAUGGACCUUGAAGCCAGCCUUCGCGGAACCACUGUAUACUUGGUAGACAAGCGUAUUGAUAUGCUUCCAGCACUCCUGGGAACAGACUUGUGCUCCCUCAAGCCAUAUGUCGAGCGUUACGCAUUUUCAGUUCUCUGGGAAAUGACCCCCAAUGCUGAAAUUGUGUCAUCAAACUUUACUAAAUCUGUGAUUCGCUCACGCGACGCUUUCAGCUACGAAAAGGCACAGAUCCGUAUCGAUGAUGAUUCUCAGACUGACGAAUUGACCGAGAGCAUGCGCAGCCUGAUGCGCUUUUCUAAAAUUCUCCGUCAGAAGCGCUAUGAUGCCGGUGCAUUGAACCUUGCCUCGCCGGAAGUUCGCAUCGAGGCUGACGCUGAUGAAGUUGGUGAUCCCAUUAACGACGUCAAGACCAAGUCUAUGCUUGAUACCAACAGUUUGGUCGAGGAAUUUAUGCUUCUCGCCAACACCACCGUUGCAUCAAGAGUCUACGAAGCCUUUUCACAGACAGCUCUUCUUAGACGGCACGCAACUCCCCCGCCUCAGAACUUCGAAGAUCUCAUCAAGCAGCUAUCAAAGAAGCGUAACAUGGAACUCGAUGUUUCUAGCUCCGGUGCGCUUGCCAGCUCCUUGGACCGCUGUGUUGACACUAAGAACCCGUUCUUCAACACCCUUGUCCGUAUUUUGGCCACCCGGUGCAUGACUUCUGCCGAAUACUUCAGUGCGGGAGCCCAUGCCGAGUCUGAGUUCCGCCAUUACGGUCUGGCUUCCCCCAUCUACACUCACUUUACCUCGCCCAUCCGUCGAUACGCAGACUUACUCGUCCACCGACAGCUUGCCUCUGCUAUUGGCUACGAAGGUGAGGACGGACAUGCUGUCAUUGAGGGUGUUAACACUCGAAGCAAACUAGAGGACAUUUGCCGCAACAUCAAUUUCCGACACCGCAACGCCCAGUUUGCUGGACGUGCUAGUAUUGAAUACUACGUUGGUCAAGCUCUCAAAGCUCGUGGUGAGAACCUGGCUGCCGGCGGUACUGAUACUGGCAUUGACGAGGAGGGCUACAUUAUGCGAGUCUUCGAGAACGGUGUUGUAGUCUUCGUUCCCCGCUUUGGUAUUGAGGGUGUUGUUCGUCUGGAGGACUUCGUUCUGCCUGGUGAAUCCGGCGCGGGCACUGUUGCAGAGAGACGGGAGCUGGCGGUGCACCGCACCACCGAUUUUGAUCCUGAGGAGUACACUCUUCGUGUCGAAGAGAAGAACCAUAAGGAGCGUGGUGUGACUGUCGAACUUUUCCAGAAGGUCAAGGUGAACGUUAGCUCUGUCAAGGAGGAAGGUCGCGGUGCUGGCAAGCGAAGAGUUCGUACCUUGAUAACUUCCUCGGCGGAAUAG
Penicillium taxi is the source of this 3084-nucleotide messenger RNA. Its product is annotated as exosome catalytic subunit DIS3. The transcript has 2 exons. Gene Ontology annotation, biological process: rRNA catabolic process. NCBI's taxonomy places the organism in Eukaryota, Fungi, Ascomycota, Eurotiomycetes, Eurotiales, Aspergillaceae. The record is from RefSeq and is a predicted model, not a curated record. Bases 1 to 3084 code for a protein of 1027 amino acids. Gene Ontology annotation, molecular function: endonuclease activity; RNA binding; 3'-5'-RNA exonuclease activity. Gene Ontology annotation, cellular component: nuclear exosome (RNase complex); cytoplasmic exosome (RNase complex).